Molecule: messenger RNA, 7248 nt
Organism: Cyprinodon tularosa
Lineage: Eukaryota; Metazoa; Chordata; Actinopteri; Cyprinodontiformes; Cyprinodontidae
Product: SH3 and multiple ankyrin repeat domains protein 2-like
Exons: 26
Coding region: 348-6059 (1903 amino acids)
Cellular component (GO): postsynaptic membrane; dendritic spine; postsynaptic density
Molecular function (GO): ionotropic glutamate receptor binding; synaptic receptor adaptor activity
Source: RefSeq, a predicted model, not a curated record
GCGCUCAGUGGCUCUCGCCUCGGAUUGAAUUUCUGCUCGGUGGUGCUCGGAUGUCUCCCCCGGAGGUCAGGUGAAAAGCGCUCCUUCUCUCAGCCAGCCUCCGGUCCUGAGAGCCGCACUUUGCCUGGAAGUUUCCCGCAGCGGAGCAGCUCCACGCCGCGGCGCACCGGUCCGGAGCGCACCGCCGGCCGGAGGACAUGGAGCGGCUGUAGGAGCGGCUGGAGGAGGAGAUAAACCUGAAGGAGGGAAGACUUUCACUCCAAACAGGCACCAGGAGGACUUUCAAGGGAGCUGCCGUAAGAAACUGUAGACCUCCUCCUUCUGAGAGAGUUUCUCCUCUGGAUCUCAUGGCUGAAAUGAAUUCACCGGGCCUGCUGAGUAUGCCCCGGAGCCCCACCUCCAGCGAGGAUGAGAUGGCCCAAUGCUUUUCCGACUACUCCGACGACUGCCCCUCUGACAGCUCCCGCGAAGACACCAUCUACGAGACGAUAAGAGCAACGGCCGAACCAUCGCAGAACCACAUGGACGACAUUCACACAAACUCCAUGGUGAUCCGGGUCCUGAUCCCAGACCUGCAGCAGACGAAAUGCAUGAGGUUUAACCCGGAUGCGACGGUCUGGAUCGCCAAACAGCGGAUCCUGUGCACGCUCAAUCAGACCCUGAAGGAUGUGCUGAACUACGGGCUCUUCCAGCCAGCGAGCAACGGGAGGGACGGAAAGUUCCUGGAUGAAGAGCGCCUCCUUAGAGAGUACCCGCAGCCAAUCAGCAAGGGGGUCCCCUGUUUGGAGUUUCGCUACAAGAGCAGAGUCUACAGGCAGCCCAACAUUGAUGAGAAGCAGAUCGCCAAGCUUCAUACAAAGGCCAACUUGAGGAAGUUCAUGGAGUUUAUUCAGCAUAACCAGGUGGACAGAGUGGGGAAGAUGUUGGAGAGAGGCCUUGAUCCCAACUACCAUGACACUGAUAGUGGUGAGAGCCCGCUGACGUUUGCAGUUCAGCUGGACAAUGCUGUGGAGAUGAUUAGGGUGUUGAAGAACGGAGGAGCUCAUCUGGACUUCAGGGCCAAGGAUGGCAUGACUUCCCUUCACAAAGCUGCCCGCUCCAAAAACCAGGUCAUACUCAUGACGCUGCUGGAGUUGGGAGCAUCUCCAGAUUACAAAGACAGCCGCGGUCUGACGCCUCUGUACCACAGCGUGGUGGUGGGAGGAGACCCUGGCUGCUGCGAGCUCCUGCUUAACCACCACGCCUCCGUCUGCACCCAGGAUGAGAACGGCUGGCACGAGGUUCACCAGGCCUGCCGUCAUGGACAUGUGCAGCAUCUGGAACAUCUGCUGUUCUACGGAGCCGUGAUGAGCGCUCAAAACGCCUCGGGAAAUACCGCCCUGCACAUCUGUGCCCUCUACAACCAGGACAACUGUGCUAGAGUGCUGCUGGUCCGUGGAGCCGACAAGGAAGUGAAGAACUACAACAGCCAGACUCCAUUUCAGGUGGCCAUUAUCGCUGGAAAUUUUGAGCUCGCUGAACUCAUCAAGAACCACAAAGACUCUGAUAUAGUGCCUUUCCGUGAGGCUCCAGCCUACUCCAAACGCCGGCGGGGUCCGUCCUCUGGCGGCGGAAACGGCCAGUCGCCGUCCUCUCUAUCAGCGCCACGGGUCCUCCUGCGCUCCAACAGCGACAACAACCUUUCUGUGAGCCAGUACCAGCAGCACGGUUCUCCUGGAAAUUGGGCCCCCCAUCUGCAGCAGCACCAACAGACCCACCAACACAGGGCCCCCCAGCAGGGUCACUCGCAGCCUGGCUCCUCAGCUUUACACCGCAGCCUGUCCCCUCAGCUGGUCCAGCAGAUGCCCAGCGGCAGCCCCAAUGGCAACGUGGUGGCCAGAACUAUGGGGAGGGGGGCAAGGAGCCGCUCCCCCUCCCUCAGCCGGCUGGGGGAGGAGAACAGACGUGCUCAGACUUCACAGCGACAGCCCAGUCCCAGCAGUCACAGCGAGGCGGUUGGCCCCAGGAGGAAGCUUUACAGCGCCGUUCCAGGCAGACACUUCGUGGUGACUCGUUCUUACACUGCCCAGGCCGAGGGAGAGAUCAACCUCUACAAAGGGGACAGGGUCAAAGUUCUGAGUAUUGGAGAGGGUGGAUUCUGGGAGGGCAGCGCCCGUGGACAGCUGGGCUGGUUUCCAGCCGACUGCGUGGAGGAGAUCCCGGCCAAGGCCACCGAGGAGAGGACCUAUUCUCGAGCUGACCGGGCUGACAGACGGAAGCUCUUCAGACAUUACACUGUGGGCUCAUACGACAGCUUUGAUGCCUCCAGUGACUGCGUGGUGGACGAGAAGACGGUGGUUCUGCAGAAGAAGGAGAAUGAGGGCUUCGGCUUCGUGCUGCGUGGGGCUAAAGCCGAUACUCCCAUCGAGGAGUUCACCCCCACGCCGGCCUUCCCGGCCCUGCAGUACCUGGAGUCGGUGGAUGAAGGCGGAGUGGCCUGGCAGGCGGGGCUCCGGACGGGGGACUUCCUCAUCGAGGUGAACCAGGAGAAUGUGGUGAAGGUGGGCCACAGGCAGGUGGUCAACAUGAUCCGCCAGGGAGGAAACCGGCUCCUGAUCAAAGUGGUGACUGUGAGCCGGAAUCUGGACCCUGAAGACACGGCACGCAAAAAAGCUCCUCCACCACCAAAGAGAGCCCCCACCACCGCCCUGUCCAUGCGCUCCAAGUCCAUGACCUCAGAGCUGGAGGAACUCGUGGAUAAAGCCACACUAAGGAAAAAGAAGGGUGAUGUGCAGAAGAAGAGGAUUGUUUUCCAAGUGACUCUAAAUAAAGUUGAGGAGAUGACGCACGCCCAGAAAAGCUCACCUGUGGACACAAAGAUCGCCACCAUCAAACCUCGUCCUUCCAGUCGCUGCUUGGUCACUCCUACAGAUAUGAAUUCCAUGUAUCACGACCGCCAGGGAGUAGCAGUGGUGCCGCCCACUGUGCCAGGAGCCUACCUGGGGAUCCCAGAAAAGGGCACCAUGAGGAAGCAGAAGUCUAUAGGUACGUCGGAGGAUGAUAAACAGGGACUCCUAACGCCUCCCCUGCUCAAGUUCUCCCGCAGCCUCUCAAUGCCCGACACCUCAGAGGAUAUCCCUCCUCCCCCAGCGAUUUCCCCGCCUUCACCACCUGCCUAUAACUCAGUUGCUGGACCUACAGCAAAAAACUACGGCACCACUCGACCGAACUUCACCCAAAACUCACCAAACGCAGUCACCACCAUCAGCCGGACCACGGAUGUUGGCAGGUUACGCCGUGGAUAUUUCCGUCAGAGCUCGGAGCAGUUUGAGAGCACACGUACUAGAGGGCGCGCACCCGUGCCUGAGAACCCUUACUCUGAGGUCGGCAAUAAGACGCUUUAUGUGCCAGCAAAACCAGCUAGAAGGAAGGGAAUGUUGGUGAAACAGCCUAAUGUAGAGGACAGUCCAGAGAAAACAUGCCACGUGCCAUCCAGCCCUUCGGGUGCAGUUUCCAUGCCCACGACACCUGUCGAAAGGACGUGCUCUUCUAUCCCCAUUCCCACCAUCAUUGUUAAAGAACCUUCCACCAGCAGCAGCGGCAAAAGCAGCCAGGGUAGCAGCAUGGAGAUUGAACCCACUACCCCAGAACAUCCCCCUCUAACAUCCACCAUUGGGGGAAGUGGAGGUUUGCGUCCUGAAGACCCGAUGUCUCUUAGCAACCCCUUUGCAGUAGCUAUCGCUGGAGCUGUGAGGGACCGUGAAAAGAGACUUGAGGCGAAAAAGAACUCGAUUGCCUUCCAGUCAAUAGACAUAGGGGAUGAUGAAAUGAGCAGCCCCGCACCAACUCCUCGUCUUCGCCAAUCUAAAUCCAUUGAUGAGGGCAUGUUCAGCAGUGAUGAACGCCUACGAAGGAUAUUAGCUCCCCCUUCUACAGUCCAACUUGGACCCCCAGUAGGUGGUGGUAGUGGAAAUAUGACAGAUUUCAACACGCCAGAGCCUACAGUGGUUCGGGAGCCUCUGAACACCAGAACAGGCCAGUGUCCCAAUCUGGACAGUCCAGUAAGUCUCCCAGCCACUCCUCCUAACAGCCAUUACAAGGCAAAUGGAACCUACCUCCAUCCUGUCACUGGUAAACCCUUGGACCCUAACUCUCCUCUAGCUUUGGCGUUAGCAGCUCGUGACCGAGCCAUGAAGGAGCAACAGAACCAUCCUCAGAAUCAGCCAACAAAUCCCCCUCAGGUUCAGCAAACACCCAAACAUGAAGCCCAGUCCCUGCCACUUCAGCAGAGCCACAAACCAGACCUCAACCAACCGCUUUUUAUUGACACCAAAUUGCGUUCUGGGAUCGAGACCAGCUUUGCAGCAAUCUCCACGGCAACCAUGGGACGGCCAGGCAGAGGUGGGCUCCGGCGACAGAUGACUGAGCAGAAGUAUGAAUCUGAUGGAGCGCGGGAACAGCGGCCGCAUCAGACAGUUGAGGAGCGAAAAAGCGCGCCCGCCAAUGUGGCAGAGGCGUCGCAACCCAAGUCAACUGGGCUGUUGAUGGUCCACACAAGCCCUGACACACCAAACAACAAAGUCAAUAACCAGGAGGUAGAGGUGCAGGAGAGCAACCGUCCUUCUGAGCUGAAGGACCCCAACCAGCCUGAUCGUCACAUUGCUCCAACAAUCUCCGCCAAUCCUCAACAAGCCGCCUCAAGGAGAAGAAGUGUUCCUCUAGGAGAAUCUUUAGAAGAACCAGUAAAACUGCCAUUCCGUAUCCCCCCUCCACCACUAGCAUCAGUCGACAUAGAUGAGGACUUUGAGUUCUCAGAGCCUCUUCCCCCACCACUUGAGUUUGCAAACAGUAUUGACAUUCCUGAUGACCAGGCCAGUGCCAUUGCAGAGAUGAUUCAGCAGCAGAGACGAAACGGAGGACAUCCUUUACCACCUUACCAUCCCCACGCCCCUCCAUCUGUCAGUGAUCACCACAAGCGUGUGCUUAACAGCAUGCCCCCUUCGUACCACCCAGCUCCACCUGAACCAGAAUCUGGGGUGGCGGAUUCUGGCAUUGAAGAGGUUGACAGCCGCAGCAGUGGAGAUCCUCAUCACAUGGAAACCACCAGCACUGUUUCCAGCAUCUCCACCCUAUCUUCAGAAGGAGGCUUCUGUGACAGUGCUUUGGAGAGCCUCUACACCACUGCAGAUGGACACGCCUUUUUAGUGGACCGGCCGCCUGUCCCACCCAAACCCAAGGGAAAGUCUGUUAUCAAUAGAACUGCGCUUUAUCAUGACGCUCUCAUUGAAGAGCCCCCUGAGUCUUAUGGGUCACCGCCUCAAGCGCCUCCUCCUCCCCCAUCUUCUGAGCCUCCUAGGACUCCUUCUCAAAGGACAUCUAAAUUGUGGGGGGAUCAGCCCCCCGAGCUACGCAGUCCCCCAUCCACGCCAGACUCCAAGAACACCGUGAUUACAGAGCUCAGCUCUAUCCUGCAGCACAUUAAUCGCGACAGGCCUACCAAGCCAGGAGAGGCCCUCGACUCCCCCACAGCCACCCGAGGGGGCUUAACAUCCAGACCCUCGACAGACGACUCAGGAAUGCGUAACAACGUCGCUGCAGGUGCUCUCACCUCCACGCCUCCCAGCAGCCUUCCAUCCCAGGGGAAUCCCUGCAGCCCGCCGGACUCCGCCUCCUCCCUCACCCCCUGCUCCUCGCUGCCCCCCUCCGUGUCGCCCACCCUCACCGACGUCUUCGGCCUGCCCACGCCCCCUAUGGGCAGUGGCGGCGGCUACAGCCUGAGCUCAUCGUGCGGCGGCAGCGGGAGCUCGCGCUCUCCGUCGCCGCUCACGCUGAUGCAGGCGGUGGCGGCAUCUGGAAAACCCUUCGCCUCCAAGCCUAUGGAGCUGUGGAGCAAACACGACGUAGCCGACUGGCUGGAGAGCCUGAACCUGGGGGAGCACAAAGACGCCUUCCUGGACAAUGAGAUCGAGGGCGCCCACCUGCCGUCGCUGCAGAAGGAGGACCUGAUUGACCUGGGCGUGACCAGGGUGGGCCACCGCAUGAACAUAGAGAGGGCCCUGAAGCUGCUGCAGGACAGAUAAACCUCCCAGGAGACAGGGGGCGACGCGAGCAGUCAGCCUGAGGAGAGGGAGAUGUUUCCAGUCCCGCUAGCUGAUCUCUUCAUCAGAUGUGGAAGGAUAGAAGUUUCAUCCAAGCUGAAGCUGCCUCUUGCUGUUUUUGUCCUCUCAUCCUGCAUCGUCGCCCUCAUCUCAGCGCUUCGGCUUAUCCAACCUCCGCCCGCCCCCCCCCCAGCCUGGGCGUCCGGGGAGUGGAGGAACUGCAGGGGGAGUAAAGAGAAACAGCCGUCACAGGACGUCUGCGAGUUACUGGAAUAUUUUAAACUCUGGAAGUAUCAAAGGUUACUCAUCUGGAGGUUUAUUUCACAGACUCUUGCUUUUCUGCCUCGCUUUGGAAUACUGAGACCUAUCCGUACACCUGGACGGGUGCGUGAAGAACCAGCUGAGCUGGUCGUUGCUCCUUUUCUAUCUUUGCUAGAAUUUGUUCAGAGAAUAUUUCUUCACUAGAGUCCUAACGGAGUUAUAUUUCCGGGCGCAUCUGCGGCUGUAGAGGAACAUUUUCAGAUAGACUCCUUUUUCUGUUGCUUUUCACCUAUUUGUGUCAAACUUAGAGCAUCAGCCGAGACAUUUAAAGCAACCAUGUCACCUUUCCACAUAGAGGUCAUGCAUGUGGAGACACACACACAGACACAGAUAUGCACACACACAUUGAUGGCUCUCUUUCUCCUGAAAGAGUGUGGAGGAAUGAGCUCCACGUGGAGAUGUAAGGGAAACCAAGGUGAGGACAUGAGGAAGGUUGGACCUUGAAGAAUGCCCAGAAGACGUCCUUGUUCCAGCUUCACUUGUCCUUCCAGCGCUGUGCUUGUGCGUGCGUGUGUGUGUGUGUGUGUGGGUGUGUUUGCGUCUGUGUGUUACUGUUUGACCCAAAAAUCCGUUUAGCUAUUUUCAUAGUUCUGCCAUGUAGGCCAGAGUUUAGCAGAAGUAGAACCAUUCCUUUUGUGCCUCACUCUGUUGGAUCCUGUUCCACCUCACCAGUUGCACGUCAGCACACACUGUGAGCCCACGGUGACGCCAACGUGUCGCACACCUGUGCAAAGGUCGUAGUUCAGCUCAGGUUGAAAUGUUACAGAGAAUAUUUUGGGAAAAACACAGAUUGGUGUUAAUAGUUUGUUAUAGCCGACAAUAGCCGGGUUUCCGUCGACCAUCCAAUGAA